Messenger RNA from Ostrea edulis (European flat oyster), 2243 nucleotides. RefSeq lists its product as uncharacterized. Bases 400 to 747 code for a protein of 115 amino acids. The record is from RefSeq and is a predicted model, not a curated record. NCBI's taxonomy places the organism in Eukaryota, Metazoa, Mollusca, Bivalvia, Ostreida, Ostreidae. The transcript is spliced from 4 exons.
UUGUGCAUUGCUGUUAAAUGUUUCAAAACAACUUGCCUAUUGCGUAAAUCCAGGCACACCCGAGUCGAAACGUCGGUCGAAGCAUAAACCGUCACCGACUCCGGCAUUUACACGUUUUCCAGAAUCAAAAUAUGAAUGCUUGCGAAGAGAAGUCGAUGUAGGCUAUGCCUCUCGACUUCUCUAAAGAGAAUACAGCGACAGCCACCACGGUUACACCGGGGCCCCCUCCACCUCUUUUAAUAGGAAGGGAGGCUUUACUAGGAGUACUCAGUGUCAGCAGUACUAUCAAUCAGGGUGCAAUUAACGUGUCUCGGGCUGUCAAUCAAGCAUUUUGUUGAUGGAGGGCCAUCAGAAAAGUAUCCUGACCCGAAGUCAGCUUUAGAACAUGGUCGAGUUACUAUGAGCAGACCAGCACCAAAGAAACGACAAUCACCUGAUUGUUCAGACAACACACCAGAGCCAAAGAAGCUUUCAGUUGAAGUCAGGGUUUUCGAAAAUGGACAGACUGAAGUUCAACAGACACAGGAGGAUUCAACAGUAGUGCCAACAGAUAACAGUGUUAUGUCAGAAGAUUGUCAACCUGGAAAAGAAUCUGUAGAAUCCAAUGAUAUAAACAGUCUUGAUGUAUUAGCUAUGGCUGCUGAGAAGAGGAAGUUGGAAGAAGUCAUAUCUCUCCGAGAAGAAAACAACAAAUUAAAAUGUGAACAAAUGCAUUUACAAGACAGUUUAGCAAUAAGUCGAGUAUGAGAUAUGAUAACUUAAAAACAGAGGAAUUUAAGUAUUAUACAGGAUUUUCAUCAGCAACAUUUAAUGUUAUAUACCAGUUUUUAGUUCCUGUGGAUGAACCAUUUGAGUACUCGAAAAUGUCAGUAGUCUAAUAAUUCUUAGUAUGAAGGAUCAACUGUUAUUUGUUUUAAUCAAAUUACAACAAAAUUUUGACUUUAAACAUAGUCUCGGCUGUUUGGAAUUUCACCUCAAGACUGCAGUGUUAUAUAUAGUAACUGGAUAAAUUUCAUGUUUUACCGUUUUGGAUCAGUACCUAUUUGGCCAGACAGCAGUAUUAUUAUAGACAAAAUGCCACAAAAAUUUAAAGAAGAAUUUCCUACAGGUGAAAAUUCAAAGGCCUAGUUCAUUAACAAAACAGAGUCAGUUUUACUCUGACUAUAAAUCCACUACACCUCUCAAGGGUUUAGUUGGUAUUGAUCCUAGAGGAUCUAUUAUAUUUGCCUCAAUGCUAUUUUCAGGCUCAAUUUCUGACAAUGACAUUACCCAUCAGAGUGGAUUUUUCAAGAUUUUGAAAGAAAUGAUUAAAGAAGGUAAAAAAAUAAUGGACAACAGAAUCGACCUUAGUUUAUUUAGUGCGAUAAAUCAAAUCUGGUUUGUUUGUUGCUUUUUAACAAAUUUCAUGGCUUUCCUUAUCCAGGAUUGAAUAAUAUGUAGAUUUCCUUACAUGAUAUGAUAAUGCUGAUCCAAGUGGCUGUUGUGAUUGCCCAGCAUCAACCAUUUGGCUUGGUGCUGAUACAAUGUAUGAUAUUGGUGCAGACACAUGAUUUUUCAAUAUGGCAAUGUGAGACUCUUCCAGGUAAAUUUUUCUACAAAUCAAUAUUUUUAUACCAAAUUGAAAUAUCAUGUGUAUAUACAUUUUCAAUGAAAUGUUUGUCUUGUUCAAUUAGUCAUUUACUAAAGACACAUAACAACACAACACCCCACCCUGGACAUUAUAUUGUUCCUGUUAUUUUCAUAUGGAAAGUUCAGGAUUUAUUUUACCGUAGUAUUCAAUGGCUUUGGAAAUGAAGUUUGAAUUGAACACAUAAAAUAAAUGUUGUUUUUCUUAUUAAGCCUACUUCUCCGCCCCCUCACCCUUUACAAAGUGAUGCUAUGUGCAUGUAUUAACCAGUGUUUAUAUAAACUGAAAAUGUGAUUACAUGUAAUAUUAAUAAUUGAUGCUAUGUACCGGUAUCAACCAGUGUGUAUAUAAACUGAAGAUUUUAUUACGUGAUAUUGAGUAUAAACUUGACAAGUGUACUAACAUAGGCACUUGAAGUAUGGAUACAACUAAACCCCCCUCCCUCCUUUUUUCAGGGGGAGGGGGAAAAUUUCUCAUCAAUUUGUGUGGAUUCCCCAUCUAUUGCAUCCCAAUUUUGAUUGUCGGCGCAAAAAAAAUCGGAAGGGGGGGGGGUUAUACUGUCUGUGUGCACUGAUACUAUAUGUAAUACACGCCAAUAAAUUAUUAAUCAGAUUCA